ACCUGCUCGCUCGGAGGGGGGUUGGACAUGAUGAGAGGCGUUUCCAGCGUUAGCGGCGGGUCGCUCACAGGCGUUACUUGCGCUCCCAGCUGUUGGGGUUGAAGCACCGGCCGAGCGCAGUCGAGUCGCUACCUGUGGGCCAGCAGUUGGCGUUGGGCGCAUCAGACACUGUCAGACUCGCCUCGUUUAUUAGAAGAGUGCCCUCGGGAAUGGACUCGGGAUGUCGGGGUUUGGAGAGAGCUGAAUUGAUAGAAACGCUGCGUAACUGAGACCGCGCACCUACAAAGACGAGGGACUGAUGCGCCUUGGCACCGGAGGGAAGCACCAAACUUCAGUGAGGAGCCGAGCACCGGUUUAGACCGCAGACUGUAAGACUGAGCAUGUUUCCCUUGACUAUUUUCGCUAAUGUGAAUGUAUAAUUCCAUUACACUUUUGUUUGUGGAACCCGUCCGUGUUGUGCUCAUUUUGCUCCCCCCCUAACCGUGCCAAUGCUGGAAUGGCUUGUGGCUCUGUGCAUUGUGAUCCUGGUGGUCUUAAUCUGGCCAGGCUCCAAAUAUUUUGGCACAGAGAGCCCACCACAUGUUUUGCUUCAAAGACUGGGGGUUUCACAGCAGGCGGCAAAGGACAAGACCGGGAGGCGCGUCUUAGACCGAAAGGGGAGCGACGGUGCCCAGGCGGCCUGUACGGGCGCCGGGGCCGAUGAGAAAACACGCACCGUGGCUCUAAUCUGCAAGCCAUCCGCGCUUGCCAACUAUCUCCUGAAACACUGCAGGACUUUCAGUAAUUACUCGCCGUGUGUCGGCUGGACGUGGCGGGCCAGCGCCUUUCUCCAGAGUGUGUAUGAGGCGUGCUGGCCGUACGACAGUCCGGUCCAGUUCGUGCGGGACAACCUGCAGCUGAGCGACGACGGGCUGGUGGCCUUGGACUGGGCAGUGCCAUCCUACCAGAAACGACGCAGGACUUCCAGUCACUCCACCAGUCCGGUUCUUCUCAUCAUCCCAAACUCUUUUGGGAAAAUCACUAGAACUGUGUUAAAGUUGUGUGAAACGGCACUGUCCCAUGGCUACCUGCCGGCAGUUUUCAACCGCCGCAGCCACAACAGCACCCCGCUCACCACCCUCAAACUGCAGCAGUUCGGCGACCCCGCGGAUCUGCGCGAGGCUGUGCGCUACAUUCGCUACAGACAGCCUGCGGGAAGACUGUAUGCAGUGAGCGAGAGCAGCGGGUCAGGCCUUCUCCUGUCUUACCUGGGGGAGUGUGGCUCGUCGAGCUACGUGACGGCAGCCGUCUGUCUGUCACCCUUGUUCCGCUGCCAGAGCUGGUUUGAGAACGGGAUGUGCUGGCCCCUGCAGUGGGCGUUGGUGCUGUACCAGAAGAUAUGUCUCAGCAGGUACAUGACAGUGCUGGGCGAGACCAUACAAACGGACACCCUGUUUUCUAGCUGUUCCUUGCGUUGCCUGGAGGAGGCACUGUUUUGUCAGACUGGACAUGCGGGCCCUGCAACGCCAGCAGCAACAGGGAGCAGCAGUAGCAGCAACUCUACAAGUGCCUGGGACGCAUACUGGGAACGCAACGAACCCUUGAGAGACGUGGACGAAGUGGCUAUUCCUGUUCUGAGCGUGUGCGCUCAGGAUGACCCGGUCCGUGGUGACACCCAGUCCACCAUACCCUUGGAACUCUUUGAGACCAACCCACAUUUUUUUCUCCUUCUAACUGACCGUGGAGGUCACUGCGGUUUCUCCACCCAGUCCGAGGGGAGUGCCGCUGGUGCAUCUGGUGCAGUCGGUUCUGCGGUUGCAUCAAACAGUGGGAUGGAGAGCCGGGGGACCAAGUGGAGCUACAGAGCUCUGCUGGAAUUCUUCAGGGCGACCACAGACUUCUUCGCUGCAGAGGAGAGAGCAAAGCAGCUCGCUGCAAGGAGGAGGGGGCUGGGGGGAGGCGCAGGGGGGAGGGUUUUCCGCCACCGCAGCGUCAGUACAUGUAAAAGAGUGCCAGCGUGUUCCCAUAAUAUCCAUGCCAUUUACAAUUGGCAGAGGUCCUACACACGAUGAAGGAAGCUUAAUGGAAGUUAAUGGACUGCACUGAUGCUUUCUGAUAUUGUUUGGAUUCGGAAUUUGAAGCGCUCUAGUUGUUCUCUGCCUGUGUGACACAAAGUCUUAUGAUAACCUAAACUAGCAAAGUGCAGAGGUUGUAAAGAACUGGGGUACAGUUCAUACAGUACAUCUAAAUCAGAGAAAGUGUGUGUUGUUCUCACACGCUUCAUGUGAGCGCUAAAACACCUGGAUUGAAAGAAGACAGGCCACAAGCUUGCAUGCAGUUGUUAUGUUUAGCUGCUGCACAGUUGACACUAAACUCUCAAGAUGGAUGGCUAUGUAUGUUUUUUGUUUUUUUUUAUGGACUGAUUCAAAUCCCUACACUGCCAGCUGUUAAAACUGAACGUUUCUGUCACAGUUUUAUUAACACACACAUGCAUUUAGUUUUUCAUUAAUUCUGCCUCACUUCUUAAAGUUUGCCACAUUUGCAACCACAACUGCGUCGUCAUUUAGGAUGCUUGAAAUCUCGACACUUAGUGUAGCAUCUUACUGUUAUUCUUUUUAUUGCUGAAAGGGAAGUUAUUGGAGAGCAAAAGCGUUUAAAGUCUUGUGCGUAGAGUAGAAGGAAAAAAAUUAAUUUGAGCUAAAUGUCAAAUGAUUUUAAUGGACUCGUGCAGUGUUACUGUACUCAUUAAAGGGAGUUUACUGUGUAUAUUAUCAUUGAAUGUUCUCUUAUUUAUUGGGAACUGGCCUGUGGUUCCCAGAAUAGAGGAACUUAUGUGUGAUUGCAACCCAGUCAGCUUUAAGGGGAAAGUCUGUGUCAUGAGGUUAUGAUAGUUUAAUGAGCUGGGCGUCUGGAAGCAUUUUGUGAGUUUUCCUGUCUCAUCAUUUAAAAUCUGUGCUGCGAGGUUUCCCUAUCCCGGCUGCUCGGGACCUGAAGUGUGGUGAAGCUGGGAGGGUGAGAUGGAGCGUUCGAGACCUGGCGGCAAAAUGUUGUUUGAAACAAGUCCCUGGAAAUUUUGUUAUUUGUAUUCAUUCUAGUGCCUUCAGCUAAGAAAUUCUACAAAUUAUGACACAAAGUAGUAGAUAUUAUGUAUAACACUUCAAAGGGCAGCUCAACAGGUUAAUAAAAAGAGAAAAACCACAAAGCACUGUUUGACGGCCGUCUUUUGUUUUCUGUUGUUUUAUAAACAUGCUAUACACAUGUUACAUGGAUUAUAUUAUGUGAUGGAAAUAAAAAUGAAAAGUAUAAUA
Molecule: messenger RNA, 3287 nt
Organism: Xiphias gladius (swordfish)
Lineage: Eukaryota; Metazoa; Chordata; Actinopteri; Istiophoriformes; Xiphiidae
Gene: abhd15a
Product: abhydrolase domain containing 15a
Exons: 3
Coding region: 489-2051 (520 amino acids)
Molecular function (GO): short-chain carboxylesterase activity; monoacylglycerol lipase activity
Source: RefSeq, a predicted model, not a curated record